Messenger RNA from Oryza sativa Japonica Group (Japanese rice), 2828 nucleotides. The record is from RefSeq and is a predicted model, not a curated record. Lineage: Eukaryota; Viridiplantae; Streptophyta; Magnoliopsida; Poales; Poaceae.
UUGCAAGAAAAAUACUAAAAAAGAAGCAUACACACACACACAACAAGCGAUCAAUGUUGCAACUUGCAGUCGGCACCAAUCUUUAGCCGGUAACAACAAUAAAAAUCUUAACUCGUGCUUAUCCAAGACGUAAAGAGCCAUUCUAUCAGUAACAGUAACAUGUAUACAUUGGGUACUGGAGGGCCACCCUGCUUGCGGAGACUGGUGUGUUAAGUUCAGCUGCUCUGCUUGACAGCUGGGCAUGGGCCAUCGGAGUGUGCAUCCAUGUAUGCUCAGUAUGAGAUCACUCUCCAUGAGUACACUUGUUUUAUGUGGUUUCUGGGUGGAAAGAGAGCCCAUGAGCCAUGAGAAAAAGGCACACUUUUCUUUCCAGCUUAAAUUGCCGACCGAUCAGCACGCUACUUUGAUUGAGUCCAGGUCAUGCGGCAAAGUACACCACCAGCGAUGAAUAUUUCAUUACUAGAUAAAUGAUAGAGUUUGUGCGUGCUGUACAGCGACGCAGCUGGCCAAUACGUCCGGUAGAAAAGACGAUCAAUGGACAGAAGCGUGCUCAAUUUGGGGGCUUAUCGUGUGAAAGUAAAGCUGAAUCUAAGCGUAACCUGAUUGGAUCAAUUAGCCCCAGUCAAUGGCUCGAUGCGAAAAGGGAGAAGGCUGGCAACCGAAUACAUAGCAGAAGCUCUAGCUCUUUUUUUCCCCUAAAAAGCCUAACUUGUCAAUUACUCCCUCCGUUCCUUAAUAUAGAGCGUGGCUGUUGUAGUUACAAAGACCAAUAAAACCGUUUAAAUAUCAGAUACGCUGAUUAAUUCUCUCCGUUCGAAGAGCGACGUUUAGGUAGUUGCGCGGUAGAUACGCUAGCAUUAACCACCAUGCAGUGUGCGCUCGACCUGCACUUUCCGCGCGAAUAGCCAGCAUGCAUGUAGAUGCAUUUUUGCUAGCACGCUUUGCUCGCCUGGCAUAACGCCAUGUAUGGAUUGUUUUGAUUCAAAAAUUUGGAAAGCCCCAUGCAUGCAUGCUUGAUCGAAAAUUUGGAUGGCGCCAUCAGCGAUAAAAAAUGAAUCGAAAAUUUUCACUUGGCGCCACUAUUUGCCAGCAAAAUUUUCUCCUAUAAAUAUGGGCAAUGCACCACACAUUUCUUCCAUCUCUCUUCUUCCCUCCCAUGGUUCAACGUAUGUAAUGGCCGGUUUUGAUCUAAAUCCACCCAUCAUCAAUUGGGACGAAGUUGAGGAUUUCAAUGGAGAUAUAUCUGAUUUGAACUAUGACUUUGUUUGGGAUUAUGACAAUGAAGGUGUUCAUAGGAGCUUCUUCUCUUGCUUUGUCUUCUUUUUUUUCUUGUGCAUGUGUGACUUUAUAAUUUUGUUUCAACGCACAGAUGGUGAAGAUGUCAAUGGCCGCAGCAGUGGCAACGACGGUGGCUGCAACGGCAGCGACGACGAUGGCGGCGGCAGCGGCGGCGGCGACGACGACAGCGGCGGCGGCGGCGAUCAAACCACCGAUGGAGCAGUCGAUGCAGGUAUCAAUAUCAAGAGGAGGAGACACUACCCUCCUGAUAUGAAACGAGCCAUAUAUGCAUUGUGUUUGGAGAGAUCGGAUCCUGGUAUGAUGAAGGAGGGAGUGACAAAGUCAGUUGCUACUGAUAUGGGGGUUCCAUGGAGAGUUGUUUAGCGUGUAUGGCGACAUGGACAAAUUGGAGGUGGAAUUGAAGCUUUCGAAUCGAAGAAGAAGAAGAACUGUGGCCGCAAGAAACUUUCUUUUAACCCUGAUGCCAUCAAAGAUGUACCGCUUAGGCAACGCCGAACACUCCGUGACCUAGCUAACGCUUUGCAUAUGUUAAAAACCACAUUGUUUAGGCGUUUGAAGGAAGGAAGGUUUAGGCGCCAUACAAAUGCCAUAAAGUUCACCUUGACCGAAGAUAACAUGAAGGCCCGUGUGCAAUUUUGCAUACAAAUGCUUGAUAGCCAAAGCAUACCGGACAAGCCAACUUUCAAAUCUUUGUACAACAUUGUGUAUAUAGAUGAGAAAUGGUUUUAUAGGACAAAGCCGGACGAAAAUUAUUACUUGUCACUUGAUGAACCGAACCCUCGAAGAAAUGUGAAGAGCAAAAAUUUCAUUGAUAAGGUUAUGUUUCUAGCAGCGAAAGCCCGUCCAAGGUUUGAUGAGUAUGGUGAAUGUACAUUUGAUGGAAAAAUUGGGAUUUUUCCCUUCACUUACUGGGAGGCAGCCAAGAGGAGUAGUCGCAGUAGGGAGAGGGGAACCAUGGAGCUCAAGGCCAUGACAACUGUCAUGAGGGACAUUAUCCGGAACUAUCUCAUUGAAAAGGUUCUGCCAGCCAUCAAACAUAAAUGGCCUAAUGAGGAACGAGGACUUCCAAUAUUCAUCCAACAAGACAAUGCGAAGACCCAUAUUACAGUUGAUGAUCCCGCAUUUUUAAGUGUUGCACAAGAAGAUGGGUGGGAUAUACGACUUACAUGUCAACCACCAAACUCUCCAGAUCUUAAUGUUUUGGAUUUAGGUUUUUUUGCAGCAUUGCAGUCAUUGUUUCAGAAGUCAUCUCCAUCAAACAUCGAAGAAAUUGAGACAAAUGUGAUCAAAGCAUAUGAAGAAUAUCCGGCGGAUAGAUCGAAUCAUGUGUUUCUUACUCUACAAGGGUGCAUGAGAGAGAUUAUGCUUGUAAAAGGAGGGCAGCACUAUGCAAUCCCGCAUAUGAAGAAGAGAUCAUUAGAGAGAAAUGGUCAACUUCUAAUAAGGUUGCAAUGUGAUAAGCAAAUUUAUCUAGAUGCGGUAGAUUUCAUCAAUACAUAGUUAGGAUAUUUCUCUUGUAAUUUUGCAUC